This is a messenger RNA of Penicillium odoratum, 7686 nucleotides long. Its product is annotated as type I polyketide synthase. The record is from RefSeq and is a predicted model, not a curated record. The coding region runs from base 1 to 7686 and encodes 2561 amino acids. Gene Ontology annotation, biological process: secondary metabolite biosynthetic process; fatty acid biosynthetic process. NCBI's taxonomy places the organism in Eukaryota, Fungi, Ascomycota, Eurotiomycetes, Eurotiales, Aspergillaceae. The transcript is spliced from 15 exons. Gene Ontology annotation, molecular function: 3-oxoacyl-[acyl-carrier-protein] synthase activity; fatty acid synthase activity; phosphopantetheine binding.
AUGAUAGAAUCAAUUGAGAAAUCGCCAAAACCACUAGCCAUCGUGGGAUUGUCAUUCCGUCUUCCCCAGAAUGCGGUGACCCCGGAUGCCUUCUGGGAGAUGAUAAUGUCGCGCCGAUGCGCUGUGACAGAGUUUCCCCCAGACCGAUUAAAUAUCGAGGGACACUACAGUCCAGAGGCGGACCGAUUAGACAGUCUAUCGAUGCGCGGCGGGCAUUUUUUGAAAGACGAUCUCAGUCGUUUUGAUGCUCCUUUCUUCUCUAUCACCGCUGCAGAAGCCGAGGCCAUGGAGCCCCCACAGCGACUACUUCUCGAGGGUGCUUUUCACGCGCUGGAAAAUGCGGGAAUUCCGCUGGAGCGCAUCGCCAAGACUAAGACCGCAGUCUUCGCGGGUUCGUCAGGCCAUGACUGGCUGAUGAUGGAGACCAAAGAUCCUCUUGACAUGCGCAAGUAUAAUAUUACCGGGUCAACAGGGAACAUGCUGGCAAAUCGUGUGAGCUGGUUCUUUAACCUUACAGGCCCCAGCGCAACUAUCGACACAGCUUGCUCGAGCAGUUUGAUGGCUGUGGAUUUGACAUGUCAAUCUAUCUGGAGUGGCCAAUCUACAAUGGGACUAGCCAUGGGUAGCAAUCUUCUGUUGGCCCCGGAAACAACAUUGAUGAUGGAUAAUUUGGGUCUUCUGUCAAAGGACAACCGUUGUUACAGCUUUGAUGCGUGUGGAAAUGGUUAUUCCCGCGGUGAAGGUGUAGGUGUUCUAGUCAUCAAGACGCUGGAAGAUGCGGUCCGGGAUGGAGACCCCAUUCGUGCUGUCAUUCGCGCAUCCGCAUCCAACCAGGAUGGAAAGACUCCGGGUAUCACGCAGCCUAGCCCAGAGAUGCAGGCCAAGUUGAUCCGUGAUACUUAUCGUGAAGCUUGUCUCGAUCUGGCGAUGACACGUUAUUUUGAAGCUCACGGAACUGGAACUGCCAUCGGAGAUCCCAUCGAAAUCAAAGCUAUCGCUUCCGUUUUCCAGCAACAUCGCUCUGCGACCGAGCCGUUGUAUAUAGGAUCCGUCAAGUCGAACGUUGGGCAUCUGGAAGGCGGUAGUGGAAUGGCUGGGAUGAUGAAAGUCAUAUUGGCUUUAGAAAAGGGUAUCAUUCCACCAAAUAGUGAAAACUUGCAGAAUCUGAAUCCUAGGAUUGAUGAUGAAUUCUGGAACCUAAAGUUUCCUCAAGAGGCUUUGACUUGGCCCACAAAUGGACUGCGAAGAGCAUCCAUUAGCUCAUUUGGAUACGGAGGAUCUAACACACACAUUGUCAUGGAUGAUGCGUAUAAUUUCCUUAAUUUGAACCACAUGAAAGGAAACCAUAACUCUGUGCCAUCGCUGUCUUCAAGCAUUUGCAAUGGAACGACAACUCAUGAUGUCCCAGUGCACCCAAUCACGAACGGAACCAAUAAAGUGGUCAAGAUUGAAGCUCCUAAGCUCCUUGUUUGGUCUGCGGUGGACGAAGCAGGCAUUCCCCGCAUCCAGAAUGCCUGGAGUUCAUUUUUGUCAACCAAGUCGAUCGACGAUGCCAAAUCAUUUCUUCACAACUUAUCGCAUACUUUGGGCACACGGCGGACACAUCUACCAUGGAGGACCUUUGCUAUCGCGCGGCCAUCAGAUGACUUAACGACCCUGGCAAACCGGCUCAGCACAGGCUGCCAGUCCAGUGAAUCACCCAAGCUUGCCAUGAUUUUCUCCGGUCAAGGAGCCCAGUGGUACGCCAUGGGGCGUGAGCUUCUCCACAUAUACCCUCAAUUCCUACAGUGGGUCAAAGAAGCAGGAGAAUAUCUUCGUACUUUGGGAUGCGAAUGGGACCCCGUGGAUGAACUCCAAAAACCCGAAGCCGAGUCUAACGUCAAUCGAACUGAGUACAGCCAGAUCAUGUGCACAAUCCUUCAGAUUGCUUUGGUGGACCUCCUGCAUUCUUUCAAUGUGGUUCCUAAAGCAGUCUUGGGUCAUUCGUCUGGAGAGGUUGCAGCUGCGUACUGCUCCGGCGCGAUCUCCAGACGCUCUGCUUGGAAGGUAUCGUAUUACAGGGGUAACAUGAGCAGUGGCCUUGAGAAGAACGCCGAAAUGAAAGGAUCAAUGCUAGCGGUGGCACUCUCCGAGAAUGAGGUCCUGCCGUACAUAGAAGCAACCGGUGCUGAGUUUGAGGUCCCUCGACUCACCGUUGGAUGCAUCAACAGUCCAAAAAGUGUGACGAUCUCCGGUGAAGGCGUUCAGCUGGAUGCACUGAAGGUCCGCCUAGAUAAGGACAAAGUAUUUUGUCGCAGACUAAUGGUCAAUCUUGCCUACCAUUCAUCCCAGAUGAAGGAGAUUGCGUCUGAAUACCUAGCAGCCUUGGGUGAACUGGAGGGGUCUGGUUUACCCCACCAUGCACGGCCACAGAUGGUAUCUUCUAUUACGGGUGACUGGAUCGAUCCGGAUGAGCCGUGUCAGGCGUCUCACUGGGUGCGCAACAUGAUAUCCCCUGUGCGUUUCUCUGCUGGUCUAGCAACUCUCUGCUCCACAUCUUCAGAUCCGUCGAGGGUACUGGAUGGCAGUCACCGCAGGAAGCUCAAGAUAGAUCAUAUCCUCGAGAUUGGGCCACAUUCUGUCCUACAGGGAGCUUGCAAAGAUAUAUUGAAGGAGAUCAACAAAGUCUCGUCUGUCAAAUAUUUGUCUUUACUGGUGCGGAAGAUGUCCGCUGUUGAUACUGCCUUUUCUGUUUUCGGUGAUCUGUAUGCCGCCGGGUAUCCGAUCAACCUAUCGUUACUGAAUAAGGAUGACGAUACCUGCAGAGCUCUUCCAGACCUACCGGAGUAUCCCUUCAACCAUGAUAAGUCCUACUGGCACGAGAGUAGGAUAAGCAAGAACCAUCGCCUGCGGAAGUUUGCGCGGAAUGACCUUCUGGGUCUACCCGACCCAAACCAGAACCCGCUGGAAGGACGGUGGAGAAACAUCAUUCGCGUAUCCGAAAUGCCAUGGGUCCAGGACCACAAAAUCAAUGGGACAAUCCUCUACCCUGGUGCUGGAAUGCUGGUCAUGGCCAUCGAGGCGGCUAAGCAGAUAGCGGAUGAGGGAAGACCAGUAUUGGGUUUCAAUGUUCAAGAUGUGGCAUUCCGUGCAGCGAUUCGCAUUCCAUUGAGUGCACAGGGUAUCGAGACCAGUUUACACCUACGCCCUGCCAAGAAUAUGGAGUCCAGACGCUCAGGAUGGUUCGAUUUCAAGAUUUGUACCUUGGAGAAUGAGACAUGGACAGAAAAUUGCACAGGCUCCAUUGAGAUCGUAUACGUCAACAAGGAAGAGGAGAUGAACAUAGCAGUGGCAGAAGAGCUCCAGGAAGCUCAACGACAAGCUUAUGCAACUGCAGCAGCAACCUGCAAGUCGAACAUGAGCAGCGACAAGAUGUACGAUAUUCUGAAGAAAUCUGGAUAUGGCUAUGGUGCAGCGUUCCAGCUGGUCAACGAGUUGUCCCUGAACACGCUUGGGCGAGAGAUGACAGCUGUCGUCCAAAACUUCUCGUCUUCCUUAGGAGAGACGAUUCAUCCAACGACACUGGAUUGUAUUUUCCAAUCAUCGAUCUGGGCCGCAGUAAACAGUGAUGCGGAAAUCGUUCCCACCGCUGUGCCUACUCAUCUCGAUAGGUUGUGGGUGAAUAGCCGAACGAUGAAUUCGCAGGAUUUCAAGACAUAUGGCUCAUGUGUGGAAGUGUCUCAGUUCCUUGGACCUGCCACAAACAUUGUGGCACUUGAUCAUAACCUGGAGAAAACUUUGGUUUCCGUCCAAGGCCUGCGCAUGAAUAUUGUCAGUGAGCCUGAUCUUGCGGGUAUUGAUGGAGAGUCGGUGGAUAGUCUCUGCCAUCAGAUUUCGUGGAAGCCAGACUUGAAGCUCAUGAGUAACGAUGAGAUUGCCCUUCUGUGCAAGAAAGAAAAUGCUACUGAUGCUGACCAUGAUUCCAUUUUCAACGAUUUGGACUUUCUAAUCGCGCGGGGGAUCAGAGAUGCGCUCUCCACUAUACCAGAGAAAGGCGCCCUCUUCUCUCAGCCACAUCUGAAAAAUUACUACAACUGGCUAGUGCUCCGUCAGAGACUAGUAGAAGAGGGCAAUCUCGGAAUCUCCACUGAUGGAUGGAAAACCUUCUUUAAUGAUGCUGAAUAUGUUCAGGAAGUCGAGCAACGUGUUCGCAAAACCAAACAAGGUUGCUUGUAUGCUUCCGUGGCAAAAAACCUGGGGAAAUUCUUAUCGGGAGAACUUGACCCUUCAAGCUUCUUCAAGGACGGAGAAAGAUUAAGCGAAGCAUAUUACGAGCUUGUAAAUCAAUCAAACGGCCUGCGUGGAUUGGUCGAAUAUCUCGACCUUUUCUCUCAUGCUCAUCCCCAGAUGAAGAUCCUAGAGAUCGGCGGACGUGCCGGAUCUGUCACAGGGCUCCUUAUUGAAAGUUUGGCAAGCGACAAAAUUGCCCCGCGGUAUGGGCACUUCGACUACACUGACGCGUCACCAGAAGACGUCGCGGAAGCUCAAGAAAAAUUUGAGCAGAACGCAGAAAGAAUGGAAUUCAAAGUACUGGAUAUCAAGCAAGAUCCAGAACUUCAGGACGUAGAAUGUGGCACAUAUGAUAUAGUCGUGGCCUCCCUGAUUUCCCAUAGGGUGUCUUCCCUCAAAUCGGCGUUGCAGAAUGCGCGAAAGCUUUUGAAAACUGGUGGUAAGCUCGUUUUGUACGACGGGGUUUCUCCGGAUGGUCGGUCGACUUUUAUCUUUGGCUUGCUCGAGCAAUGGUGGCAAGAUCUGGGAUCGCAUUGCCAAUCGGGCCGUUAUAUUGACGAGAGUCAAUGGAACGACGUCCUCAGAUUCACUGGAUAUUCCGGCCUCGAUAUCACGCUACCGGAUUUCCCCGAAAUUAGGUCGAACGAAUGCAGCCUCAUGAUUUCUACUGCCAGCGGGGAGAUCCAUGAGCCUUCCAUGUCUAGGGUUGAAAUCGUGUAUGAUCAAACCCAAGCCGAUCAGCUUGGUCUGGCCUGUUCCAUUGCCAAGCAAUGCAAGUCCCUUGACUCCUCCGCCCAAAUCAUCUCAGUUGAUGACGCGAUCAAGAACCAGACAAAUGAUGGAGCCUUCCGAGUUUUCAUUGUUGAGCUUCAGCGUCCGGUAUGGACAGUCGUUGAAAAGCGGCUUUUUGAAAAUUUGCAAACGCUUCUCUCGACGACCUUGCAUGGGCUGUGGAUCACUCAGGGAGGGGGCAUCUUGCCAGCCAAGCCGCACUUCCGUCUGGCCGAAGGAUUGCUCCGUGUCUUGAUGGAGGAGGAUGGGCGACGCAAUCUCCACCUUCUUUCCAUUGAGCCUAAGGAAGAAUUGACUGGAGCAACGCAGCAUAUUGUAAAGCUGGUUCGAUUCCUAGCCUCGGAAGGAGCGACAGGUACGGAUACCGAGUACAUGGAGCAAGGGGGAAUCCUGCACAUUCCGCGAGUGAUCUCCCCCAGUCAGCUCAAUGAUGUCGUCGCGCGAAAAGCCAGCAAGCAACAGAAAACAGUGCAGAACUUUGACUGCCAGGUCCCUCUGCAACUUGAUGCCACUUCUCCCGGUUUGAUCAGUGGGUUCAAGUUUAUUAAAGACCCCACUGCAGACCAGCCACUAAAGGCCAACGAGAUCGAGAUCAAGGUCAAGUGCGCAGGAGUCAAUUUCCGCGACGUCUUGAUUGCUGUGGGACAGCUGAAGGCGAGCCACACCGGAUCUGAAUGCUCGGGUUUGGUCAGUCGUGUGGGUAGUGCGGUUUCAAAGUUCCAGGUGGGAGAUGCAGUUUCUGCCCUCGGAGACGGCUGUUUUGCCUCUUCGAUCCGGGUUCAGGAAAAUGGACCUGUUGUGAAAAUCCCUGCUGGCAUAACUUUUGAGGAAGCAGCAGCCUUACCGGUGAAUUAUGCCACUGCAUACGUUGCGCUGUGCAAUGUGGCACGUAUUCAAGCUGGCGAGUCAGUCUUGAUUCACUCAGGAACAGGUGGAACCGGUCAAGCGGCGAUCCAGAUUGCAAAGAAUGCAGGUGCGAUUGUUUUCGCGACUGUCGGCUCUCAAAGCAAGAAGCAAUUCCUGAUGGAUACUUAUGACAUCCCGGAGUCACACAUAUUUUCUAGUCGGACAACUCUGUUUGCACAGGCUAUCAAGCACCGAACAGGUAACAAGGGUGUUGAUGUCAUUCUGAACUCGCUGGCCGGAGAAAGUCUCUUAGCAUCCUGGGAAUGUAUCGCGCCUUAUGGCAGAUUCCUUGAAAUUGGCAAAAGAGACAUCCUGUCAAAUCAGGGACUCCCAAUGGCGCAAUUUCUCCGAAAUGUGACAUAUAGUGGUGUUGACCUGGCCGCGAUGUCAAUCGAGCGGCCUGAAGUGUGUGCUGCUGCUCUUGAAAUAGUCUUCGCGGCUGUGAAGGAAGGUAAAUUGCAUCCAUCUCAGCCUAUUCAUCAGCAUGGAGUAGGCGAAAUUGAGAAAGCUUUCCGUAUCCUACAAGGCGGCCAGCAUGUGGGUAAAAUGGUGCUCGAAAUGCGUCCGGAGGACAAGGUGAUGACCAUUCUGGACACAACAACCAGCUAUUCCUUGGAUCCUAAUGCGACAUUUGUCGUCUGUGGUGGAUUGGGAGGACUGGGCAGCAACAUUGUUAGUUGGCUAGCGGACCGGGGUGCCCGCCAUCUCCUGUUACUUUCACGCUCAGGAGGCCAGGGUGCGAAAGCCCGUGCCCUAAUAGAUCGUCUGGAAGAAAGAGGCGUCGAUGUUAAGGCUCCGGCAUGUGAUGUGUCGGACGAGGUAGCGCUGCAGAAUGUGCUACAGACCUGCGCAUCCCAAAUGCCUCCUAUCAAAGGAUGCAUCCAAGCGGCCAUGGUGCUACGUGACGCGCUCUUUGAGAACAUUACUCAUCAGUCGUGGCACGAAUCAAUCUCUCCUAAGGUUCAAGGUUCCUGGAACCUCCAUCAACACCUUCCUCGCGGAAUGGACUUUUUCAUUAUGCUAUCAUCUAUUUCUGGUAUCGUUGGAACCACCGGACAAGCUAAUUACGCAGCGGGAAAUACUUUCCAAGAUGCUCUAGCUCGUCAUCGUGUUGGGCUCGGCGAGAAAGCAACCGCUUUCGAUCUUGGGGUGUUCACAUUUGCUGGAGCUAUUUCCGAGGAUGCCCAGUUGCGUGAACUGCUGGUUGCCAACAUGGGACUGGAACCUGUCACUGAGCCACAAUUCCAUGCCAUGUUGGACUAUUACUGUGAUCCUCAACUCAGUUUGCAGAGCACAUCGGAUUGCCAGGUCACAGUGGGUCUGUCGCCAAACGCAAGCCAGGCGACAUUGCUGAAGAAGCCGAUGUUCAGCCAAGUGACUGCCCACGACAUAGCAGGUGGUGAUCAUGGCACACCUGAUUCUAUCGCUGCUUCUCUUCGACAGGCCGAAUCUCUUGCCAUUGCUACUGCGUUAGUCACGGAGGCUAUUACGUUGAAGCUCUCCAAGUCUUUGUCAAUCGCUGUGGCGAACAUCGAUGCCAACAAACCAUUGCAUCAAUAUGGAGUAGACUCCCUUGUUGCAGUAGAGCUGCGAAGCUGGUUUUUCAGGGAACUGCAGUCUGAAAUGGCUGUAUUUGACAUUUUGGGAGGUGCAACGCUGACUUCAUUGGCUCAAAUGGCCACGAGCAAAAGCAAGUUGUGCAACGGACCUUGGUCUUAG